Molecule: messenger RNA, 786 nt
Organism: Serendipita indica DSM 11827
Lineage: Eukaryota; Fungi; Basidiomycota; Agaricomycetes; Sebacinales; Serendipitaceae
Source: the annotation of a GenBank genome assembly
AUGUUUCUUACUCGCUCAGAAUACGAUCGUGGUGUAAAUACCUUUUCACCAGAAGGACGGCUGUUCCAAGGUCAGUUUCUCUUUACGCUCGACAGUCCAGUGCUCAAUAUCGCGCUGUUCAGUCGACUGGGCUCCACGACCGUUGGCAUCCGCACACCAGAUGGAGUUAUCUUGGGCGUCGAGAAACGCGUUCCCUCGCCACUCCUAGAGUCUUCCUCGGUCGAGAAGAUUAUGGAGAUCGACGCGCAUAUUGGAUGCGCUAUGUCUGGGCUCACCGCCGACGCGCGUACCAUGAUCGACCACGCAAGAGUGACCAGCCAAAACCACUCCUUUACAUACGAUGAGAAGAUUGGAGUCGAAAGCGUUACUCAAGCCGUCUGCGAUCUUGCUCUUCGGUUCGGCGAGAGCAUGGACAAUGAGAGCGCGAUGAUGAGUCGACCGUUUGGUGUUGCUUUAUUGAUCGCUGGUAUUGAUGAGAAAGGUCCUCAACUAUAUCAUACCGAUCCCUCGGGCACAUAUACUCGGUAUGAAGCGAAAGCGAUAGGGAGUGGCUCGGAGGCUGCACAAAGCGACUUGCAAGACAAGUACCACAAGCAAAUGACACUGCGCGAAGCACAGCAUCUCAUUCUACGGGUACUCAAACAGGUGAUGGAGGAGAAGCUCGACCAUCAUAAUAUCCAACUCGCCCAGGUCACGAAAACAGAUGGAUUCCAUAUUCUGUCAGAGACCGAGCUACAAGAGCUUAUUGACACGAUGCCAGCCGCUCCGGCUCCAGGUGCGGCGUAA